CGGCAUCAACGGCUUCUCCAUGUCCGGGAGCAUUGCGCUACGGAUGUUCGGGACUGUGGGUGGUGGAGGUUCUUCUGGAUCGAGUGGGGGUAAGCGACGGCGGGGGGACUCCCGCUCCGCGGGUGGGGACUCCAAACGCCGGUCGAAAGUGUGUUUCGAAUAUCGCGACUCCCAAACAUCCAGGUGGGGCGACUCCAGCGUGUUCCGCCGUGCGACUGGGGGCGGCAAGGGUGGCGGCGGCGGCGGCGGCGAUGGCGACCAGGGUGGCCGUAAGGGCGGCGGUGGGGGCCGCGCUUCGGGUGGAGGGGGAGCCUCGGGCGCCGCGGCCGAUGGCGGAAGCGGCUCGUCGGCGCUGGUCGUUCGCCGGGGAGAUGGCAGCAACUGAGGACACGGGCUCUGCCUUUCGGCGGGGCCAACUCCACAGUCGUGUGGGAGCGUAGAUCAGACAGCGAGGCCGGGUUCCAGAGCGCUUGGGGCCGCCGCGUUGGCGGCGGCGGGCGUGGGCGUCGAUCGAGGGGCGUGUGUGCCCGGGGCUGUCUCUUCGUUGCUACCAGGAAGUGGAGUUGAAUCGAGCCGGGCAAGAGAUGUGCUCUGCCGUACUGGGGCCAGUCUCGUCCGCCAGUCACUUGCGCGAACGUCUGAACGAACUUACCUGGGCCUUUUUGGAGCCUGGGUGAAAUAUCGUGUGAUCGUGGUGAACCGGCCGGUUUUUAUUGCGGCCGAGGUUGUUACGCGUGAUGUCGUUGCUCAAUUGCUUGAGUACGUCGCGUAUUGUUUUUCCGUUUUGGGUCUACAACAAUCGACGAUCGCCAGUCAUUUGUCCGCUAUUAAGUUCUUCCAUCGUGUGUCGGGUGAAGGGGAGCUUGAUACGCAGCAUCCGCUGGUGCGUUGUGCUUUACGUGGGGCGGCGCGGGGGCAUGCCGACGUGGGCACACAGCAGCGGUUGCGACGGCCUGUGUCUUGGGCGAUGUUGCAACGGGGGAGUUCGCUGGUAUCGCAGUGGGGGGUAGGCGGGCGCGUUUUGUUUCUUGCGCUGAGUGCUUCUAUCUUCUUCCUGACGCGAGCAUCCGAGAUGUUUGCGGUGUCGAAAUUGUCUAUGCAUGAGGUUCAUGGAUUGCGUCGGGGGGACGUAGCGUUUUUUCGGGGGUCGGUCCAGCUGUUGCAGUCGGCGCAGUGGCCAUUGGCCGAUCGCGUGGAGGUACGUUUUCGUUCGUCGAAAGGGGACCAGUUUCGGAAGGGGGCGGUUUGCACGCGCACACGGCAAGGUCCGUGCUGUGGGGUUGACCGAGGGGGUGGUGCAGUGGAUGUCAUGGUGGAGCUGCUUUCUCUGUAUACCUUUUUGCCUUCGCAUGCGCCUCUCGUGGCUUUCGGUGUUGGUCAGGGCCAGUGGGCCAUGUGGACUAAGUGUCAAGCUACUGUGGCUCUUCGCCAAGUGGUUGCGUUGGCGGGUUUGCAGCCCGAGGAGUACGCGCUGCACUCCCUGAGAAUUGGGGGCGCAACUUUCUUGGCGGCGGGGGGUGCCUCGCCGGAGGUUCUCCGAAGAGAAGGGCGUUGGUCGGGGGAGAGUAGUUACCAGUGUUACGUUCGGAAUGUUGGGGGUGAGGCUUCGUGGGUGUCAGAGGUGUUGGCGAACAAGGAGAAGGUGACUUCACAGCCAGGGCAGGGUACCCGAUGGGGUGACGUGUGAAGGAGUUCCGUGGCACGUUGUGUAUGUCGAGAUCCUUGUUGUACCGAUGGUAUUUUG
Molecule: messenger RNA, 1744 nt
Organism: Ectocarpus sp. CCAP 1310/34
Lineage: Eukaryota; Phaeophyceae; Ectocarpales; Ectocarpaceae
Source: the annotation of a GenBank genome assembly